Messenger RNA from Eurytemora carolleeae, 3604 nucleotides. RefSeq names its product structural maintenance of chromosomes protein 2 (gene SMC2). Lineage: Eukaryota; Metazoa; Arthropoda; Copepoda; Calanoida; Temoridae. Gene Ontology annotation, cellular component: chromosome. The record is from RefSeq and is a predicted model, not a curated record. The transcript is spliced from 7 exons. Gene Ontology annotation, molecular function: ATP binding; ATP hydrolysis activity; protein binding. The coding region runs from base 41 to 3580 and encodes 1179 amino acids. Gene Ontology annotation, biological process: chromosome organization.
AUUAAUGUUAUCUUUUCAGAAAUAAAUGAAACAUUAAAGAAUGUAUGUGAAGUCUAUGGUUAUUGAUGGAUUUAAAUCCUACGGCCAACGAACGGAAAUCAACGGAUUUGACGAUCAAUUUAACGCAAUCACGGGUCUUAAUGGAUCCGGUAAAUCUAAUAUUCUCGAUGCAAUCUGUUUCUUGCUCGGUAUAACCAACUUAUCUCAUGUACGAGCUCAGAACCUGCAGGAGCUGGUGUACAAGAACGGGCAGGCCGGGGUUACCAAGGCCACCGUCUCGAUAACCUUUGAUAACCGGGACAAGAAACAGUCUCCUCUAGGCUACGAACACUACGAUGAGGUUACAAUUACUCGGCAGGUUGUUAUCGGAGGAAAAAACAAGUAUUUGAUUAACGGGAGUAAUGUUCAGAACAGCAGGGUCAGCGACUUCUUCCGCUCAGUUCAGCUUAAUGUUAACAAUCCUCAUUUUCUGAUUAUGCAAGGACGGAUAACGAAGGUGUUGAACAUGAAACCGCCAGAGAUAUUGGCAAUGAUUGAAGAGGCAGCGGGGACGAGAAUGUACGAAGCUAAGAAACAACAGGCUGAGAAGACUAUAGAGAAGAAGGACGCCAAGCUGAAGGAGAUCAACAGCAUCCUGGAGGAGGAGAUCAACCCAACCCUCUCCAAGCUCAAGGACGAGCGCGCUGCAUACUUCGAGUUCCAGAAGAUCCAGCGUGAGCUGGAGCACCUUACCAAGGUGUACGUGGCUUACCAGUUCGUUUGCGCCGAGGAGACCUCCACGAAGUCAGCUGAAGAAUUUAAACAGGUUGAGGAGAAACUUAGUGAGCUCCAGGAGAGUAUUGUAGCAGGGGAGGAGGAGCUUCUCCAGCUGGACCAACAGAUCGCGGAGCUUAUCAGAACCAGGGAGAGUGCUGUGAAGGGGGACCUCCAGGAGAAGGAGAAGGAGUUAAAGGAGAAGGAGAAGAACAAGGUUAAAGCCUCCUCCCACCUCAAGACCCUGCAGGAUAAUAUCAAGCAGGAAGAACGGAAGCGGAAACAAAUUGAGAAAGAAUUACAGGGUGACAAGAAUACUCUGGCAGCCAAGGAGGAGUCCUUGGGUGGUAUGCAGGACGUGUACGACACCCUCAGGAAGGAAGACGAUAACUGUCAAUCUUCUCUGAAAGCAGCGGAGGCCCGGCUCCAGGCCAUCAACGUUGGGCAGUUUUCCUCCGAGAGCGGAGAGUCUGCCACCCUCCAGGAUCAGAUUAUUAAGACCAAAGAGGAGAUUGCGACUGCAGAGACGGAGAUUAAGACGGCCGACUCCAAGAUCAGAGCUAACACGGAGCAGUUGAACAAGAAACAAAUAGAGAUGAAGAAAACCGAAGCUGAGUAUAAAAGAGACAGUUCUUCUCUAGGGAAGGUAGAGUCUGAUGUGGCAGAGCUGGAAAGAAAGCUGGGAAAGAUUGAUUAUGAAGAAGGAACCGCGGAGAGGUUAGAAGUAGAACAACGAAGUUUGAAGAUGGAAGUAAACGCUCUUAAAUCCAAGGUGGAAGGAGUAGAAACUCGACACCGAAUCAACUUCCAGUAUAACGAUCCUCAUCCUAACUUUGACCGGAGAAAGGUCCGUGGUAUCGCUGCAACCCUCUUCACUGUGAAAGAAGAACGGUUCUGCCAGGCUCUCACCACAGCCGGGGGCGGCAAGUUGUACAACGUCGUAACAGAUGAUGAGAAAACUAGCAAGGCUUUAAUUGAGAGAGGAGGAAUUAAAACUAAUCAGACAUACAUCCCUCUAAACAAGAUCUCUCCGUUCGUAUUAAACAAACGUAAGAUAGACGCUGCGAAAAGGGUUGGUGGCAGCAAUGAUGUUUGGUGGGCGAAGGAAUUAAUUGAUUAUGACAAUUCUUUAAACGGAGCUAUGGACUAUUUGUACGGAGGUUUGUUCAUCUGCCGUGAUAUAGAUAUUGCCAACAAGGUCGCUUUCCACGCGGAGGUCAUGACAACCUGUAUUACACUAGACGGAAGCAAGAUCAGUCCUGGCGGAGACAUGUCCGGAGGAGCUCGGGCACAGAACUCAUGUCUACUUCUUGACCUCUUCGACGUCAAGGCGACACAGCAGGAGCUGUCCCAGAAGCAGCAAAGGUUGUCAGAGAUAGAACAGCAGUUGAGAAGGGUUGCUGGUGUAGCAGAGCAAUGGAACACGCUUUCUCAGCAGUUUGAGCUGAGACAGCAUGAGCUUGAGAUGAUCAGGAACCGUCUCAAGCAACAUACUCAUCAACAGCUCCAGGAGGAGGUGGAGAGACUGACCGAGGCAAUCAAGGAGGUCACUGAUGGUGUCGCCAAAGCUAAGACCAUUGUUAAGGACGGAGCCAAGAAGGUAAAAGAUCUUGAGUACAAGAUCAACAAUGCGGCGGAGCUCAAGGCGAAGGAGAUGAAGGAGGCGGAGGUGGAGUUAAAGAAAUGUAAAGCUGCGGCGGAGAAGAGUAAGAAAAAUUGGGCCAGCAAGGAACAAGAAGAAGAAGCAAUAAAGCUGGAACUGACAACCUUGAAAGCUAGUAUUGACAGUGCUGUUGAGCAACUGGAGAGUGUAGCUAAAGCUAUUCAAGGCUGGGAGAAGGAGAUUGAAGCUGCUAAAGAGGAUCUUGAGAAGAUGAGCGAGGAAGUGAAGGAAGCAGAGAAUGCAGUUAAAGUCCAGAAGGAUGAACUAGCACUCAGGAACACUGAGAUCAGUGGCAAGAAUUCCGCCAAGGAAAAAAUCCUGAAGAUGAACGAGGAGAGAAAGCUGAGUAUUCAGGAGCUGGCGCACAAGGUUAAGAAGGCGGCGGAUGAUCUGGAGAACGCUAAGGGCAGGGUUAAGAGUAUGAUCCAGGAUUACAGUUGGAUCAAAGACGACCGACACUCCUUUGGAAAACCGAACACUAUGUACGAUUUUAAAGCAACCAAUCCAACCGAGGCGGGGAAACGGAUUCAUAAGCUUGAAGGAGCUCAAGAGAAACUAAAAAAAUCCGUGAACAUGCGAGCCAUGAACAUGUUGGCCAAGGCAGAGGAGCAGUACAACGAGCUGAUCAAGAAGAAGGGUAUCGUGGAGACGGAUAAAAACAAGAUUAUGGAGACCAUUCAUGAGUUAGACAUCAUGAAGAAGGAGGCCCUCAGGAAAGCUUGGGAUCAGGUCAAUAAGGAUUUCGGGUCAAUCUUCUCCUCCAUCCUACCUGGAACCUCGGCUAAACUCCAGCCCCCGGAGGGAAUGGACGUCCUCGACGGUCUUGAGGUCAAGGUCGCCUUCGGUGGAGUUUGGAAAGAGUCUUUGACUGAGCUGUCAGGAGGUCAAAGAUCUUUGGUUGCCCUCUCACUCAUUCUCUCUCUUCUACUCUUCAAACCAGCUCCGCUCUAUAUCCUGGAUGAGGUAGAUGCAGCUCUAGAUCUUAGUCACACCCAGAACAUCGGGCACAUGCUCAAGACUCACUUCAAGAGCUCCCAGUUUAUCCUGGUCUCUCUCAAGGACGGAAUGUUCAACAACGCCAAUGUUCUGUUCCGAACCAAGUUUGUUGAUGGUAUGUCAACUGUAUCCAGAACAACACAGCACCAGAAUCCGUCCAAGAAAUAAGAAUAUCAGAUCUCGUAGUGCCUG